AUAAACAAAUGAAUAAUGGUAUAUUUAUAAAACAUUUGCAUAAAUAAAAAGUGUUACCAUAAGUAUUUCUUAAAGUUCGGGUAAACGGUAUAAUUUUCUGAUAACUCUGCGGUCACACUACUACCGGCGCAUAUAGACGGAGGAAAAUUUUAUUUAAUAGAAUUGAGCUAUAAACAGGCUAUUACGCGGAAAGCACAUAUAAAUUCCCAAAUAAAUCCGCAUUCGAAGUCUCAUAAAUAUUGACAGUCAGUCGGAUAGGACAGCUAAUCACACCGACGACAAUGGCCAACAACAACUACGCCGGGUUUAACUAUGGCGGCACCCAGUACAAUACGGGCCAGGUCUCGUACCCGGCGGUAACCAAUGCCACCUACGCGAAUGCGGCCGCCUAUCAGAAUGCCGCUGUGGCCGCCGGACAGGGUGGUUACGGCGGAGCAGCAGGAGCGGGCGCUGGCGCCCCCUCUGGCCCAGGGGCGGGAGGUUACGGUGGCUACGCCGACUACCGCAGUGCCAUGCAAUCGUACGACGCCUCCAAGACAUUCUAUCAGCAAUCGUCGGCCAGCUACAACGCCUCCGGUUCGACAGCCUCGGUCAGCAAGACGCACUACUCGGCUCCGCCAGUCAAGAAUCAGGUCAAAGGCAAGAUGGACAAGUCGAAUGGUGGUCCCAAGCCGCCUAGUUCGGCUCCUCCGGCGGGCAACAAUUACAGUGGCUAUGAUACAGCCCUCUACAAUGCGGCUAGCAUGUAUGUGGCCCAACAGCAUCAGGGUAAUCCCAACCAAAAGCCAAAUGGCGGCGCCAAUAACUGGUAUCAGCGCAAGAUGGGACCCACCAUUCCGGGAGCUCCGGCCAUAAGGGGUAUGCGUCCCAAGGCACCUCCACGUCCCCAGCAGCUGCACUACUGUGAAGUGUGCAAGAUCUCGUGCGCCGGACCGCAGACCUAUCGCGAGCAUCUGGAGGGUCAGAAACACAAGAAACGCGAAGCUUCGCUCAAGAUGUCUGCUAGUGCCACCAGUACUACACAAAAUCGUGGUAACAACUAUCACUGCGAACUGUGUGAUGUGACAUGCACUGGCACGGACGCAUAUGCCGCCCAUGUGCGCGGAGCCAAGCAUCAGAAGGUGGUCAAGUUGCACCAGAAAUUGGGCAAACCCAUACCAUCGGAGGAGCCCAAAAAGAUGGGCAAAAUCAACUUUGUGCCCGCUGCUGUUGGGGCUGGCGGGGCAGGAGGAGCUGCUGUUGUCAAGACCGAAGGCGGCGCGAACGAGAGCGACGCAGCUGGAGAUCUCGAUGAUAACUUGGACGAUUCGCUGGGCGAAAACACGGACAACAUUAAGCCGGUGGGUGGCGAGUAUAUUGAGGAGGUCAAGGACGAAGAGGGCAAGAUUUUGAGCUUCAACUGCAAGCUAUGCGAUUGCAAGUUCAACGACCCGAAUGCCAAAGAGAUGCACAUGAAGGGCCGUCGCCAUCGCUUGCAGUACAAGCGGAAAGUACAGCCAGAUCUAGUCGUCGACUUCAAGCCCACUCCUCGCCAGCGUCGCCUGGCUGAGGCCCGUGCCAACCGGGCCAUGAUGUCCUCGCAUCGCGGCGGUGAUGAUCACGACGGCGGCUAUUGGGAGGAGCAGCGCAACCGACAAUAUAAUGAAGAGUAUGACUACAACAACUGGAUGUCGCGCAGUUUCGGAGGUGCCCAGCGUUUUGGGCGUAUGGGCAAUGGACCGCCGCCGCACUUUGGCAUGAUGCCCGGCGGAAAUGUUCGGCGUCCGGAAAGCACCGAUGAUCGCCACGCCAUUGCCCGUCACGCCGAGAUUUAUCCCAAGGAGGAAGAGCUGCAGACCAUCCAGCGCAUCGUCUCGCACACCGAGAGGGCCCUUAAAUUGGUCUCCGAUGCCCUGGCCGAGCAGCCCAGCGAUGCCGGAGCGGCCAAUAAGAAGGACAAGGCUGACAAGCCGUCGGAGAAAGACGGACGUGACAAUCAGAUCUUCUCGUUCCACAAGGACGCUGAUAAUGGUGGCAAUGUCGUGCGCAUCCUGAAGGGAGUGAUGCGAGUGGGCUACCUGGCCAAGGGUCUGCUGCUCCACGGCGACAACGCCGUCGAGCUGGUCGUCCUUUGCGCGGAGAAGCCGACUUCGGGUCUGUUGCAGCGUGUGGCCAAUGUGCUGCCCGACAAACUCAAGGAGGUGGCAGCUUCUCUCUCUGCAGGAUAAGUUUCGAGCCUCGAGCCUUGAGCCUUAGCCUAGAAGCUCUGUGAGUCUAGAGUCUUGAGUGUGUCGUUCAGUUAGCCAUCUGUAGCUGUAGCUCAGCCCUCCCAGGUUGCUCCUCUUCCCGCUCGGCUGCUGCUGCUCCGCUCCACUCCAAUCCAAUCACCACCAGCGGAUCGUCACGGUAACAAGCGCGGACUCGGUGCCACAAGUCCAGCCUCCUGCAGUCUAAUGUGGUGUGGUGUCCUUGAUGAAACAGUCAAAACCAAACUCUUAACCAACUGAAAUUCGAACCAAAGGAAUAUAUUUAUACAAAGUUUGCGCGCCCUCGAUUCGAUUCCGGAUGAAACUUUGUGUAAAUAAAGUCCUUUGAUGGCCUGGCCAAGAAGUUGAACAACACAACAACACGCCAAGAAGCAAUGCGAUUGAUCCACACACGAGAAUGCAAGUGCUUGGGCCAAAAUUUCAGCGCCGAUGUGCUGCCUCAUCUUUCACUCGAAACCAAGCAAAUAUAUCUAUACUCUGUAAACUCGUAUACAUAUAUAUGUGCAAGCGGCCGAAUUGUGUGUAUCAAGCUUGAUUGUCCAAUAUAGAAAAUAUAUAUCUAAAAAUGCAAACAAAAAUUGCGACCGAAAUUUGCGUUGCGCACCGUGAAUGGAGAGUACUGAACACGAGACGUCUGGUCAACGUUUCCCGCAGCCAUAAAUUUCGUUCAAUAUUUUAAUGCAAACUAACCAACAAACAAAUCAAGAUAAUUCCGUUAAAUAGUUCAAGUCGAAAUUCAGUAAAAUACAGAAGUGCGCGCUCUAAGUGGAAUUGCAACGGGUGGAUGACGCCGAGUCCGAGUCUCGAGCUUGCAAUUCCGUUUACGAGGCCCCAAACGGAGAUACCGAUCCCAGCACGCAAGUCGAACGAAUCUCCUGUUUGCUGGGAACAGAGCGAAUACGAGGAUCGUGGGAAGAAACAAACAUUAUUCGUGCUUUUCAUACCGUGCAUCAAGUCCCCAUUUGAACAAUAUAUAUCUAUAUAUUCAAUUGUUGCUAAUCACAAUGUAUACAUACGUGUAGUUUGCGGGCCCACACUGGAAUUUUGUUUCACCCACAAUGUUUGUCUCUUUUUCCAAGUCGAAUCUAGUAUUUCGAUGUUUUGAGCUUCCUUCAAAGACGCCUUUGUUACAUUUUCUUCCAUUGCUCUCUUGAUUUCAGGCGACAUUCCGGUCAAUUACCGCGUGGAGGUCAAUGCCGAG
This is a messenger RNA of Drosophila erecta, 3447 nucleotides long. It is a transcript of the gene Zn72D, whose product is annotated as zinc finger RNA-binding protein 2. Gene Ontology annotation, cellular component: precatalytic spliceosome. The record is from RefSeq and is a predicted model, not a curated record. Bases 282 to 2207 code for a protein of 641 amino acids. The transcript is spliced from 5 exons. Gene Ontology annotation, molecular function: double-stranded RNA binding; zinc ion binding; single-stranded RNA binding. Lineage: Eukaryota; Metazoa; Arthropoda; Insecta; Diptera; Drosophilidae.